CGACCAGCCAUUGCGCCCGCUGCCCAUACAUUUGAGACGUGUCACCACCCGAUCCGACCUCCCCCGAGGUCUCGCGUUAUCGCCAUGAGUUCCAAGCUGACUGUUCUCCACCUAUACCGGCGCUCACUAAAGCUAUCCCUCGACUGGGCUGUUCACCGAUAUCUCUGGCGGGGCCAGGCUAUGUACAUCCGCUCGUUGUUCGAGGCGAACAAGCACGUCAACGAGCCUCGCCUGAAGCGCGAGCUCAUCAAAGAGACCGAAGAUCUGCUGGAGAAGUGGAAGCACCCCGACCCAUACGUUGCGCCUACGGCGCCUGGAGGCUCCAAGUACGAACGCAAUCUACCUGCUACUUAUUUGACUCCUCCCCCGAACAUGAAGUUGUAAGGAGAAAGGGUAGUGAUGGCUUUGUACAUAUAUCGCAGGAACGUCUGUCAGGUAAACUGACGCGAAUCACACGAAAUCAAAAUCAAUUUUCUUUGUUCAAGAUCAUUCGCUCUUCAAAACAACAUGAAUGCUUUACAAAUGAUAUAUCCCGUUGGCAUUUGGAUAGAGAUAUUGGCCUAUGCAUAAUUAACAAAUCUUUUCCGUCU
Molecule: messenger RNA, 590 nt
Organism: Periconia digitata
Lineage: Eukaryota; Fungi; Ascomycota; Dothideomycetes; Pleosporales; Periconiaceae
Source: the annotation of a GenBank genome assembly